Brachypodium distachyon (stiff brome) is the source of this 2705-nucleotide messenger RNA. Its product is annotated as probable inactive receptor kinase At5g58300. Gene Ontology annotation, biological process: protein phosphorylation. Gene Ontology annotation, molecular function: protein binding; protein kinase activity; ATP binding. Lineage: Eukaryota; Viridiplantae; Streptophyta; Magnoliopsida; Poales; Poaceae. The record is from RefSeq and is a predicted model, not a curated record. The coding region runs from base 531 to 2435 and encodes 634 amino acids. The transcript has 3 exons.
ACGCCUCACGCCGCAAACACUUCUCUUAAAUGCACAGCGAGUUUGCACACAGACGCGCGCCUGGCCGCACACUUCUCCCGGGGGAUUCAUUCACGCUAGCACUUCGCAGUCGCAGAGAGAGGCUGCGGGGAGGAGCAGAGAGCUCAGCUGCUCCGGGUCACGGUGCGCUCGACGGCGGCGGAAUGCGAGCCGUUUUGGGGUGAAUCGAGCUGUUCGUUGGAGCGAUUCCCGGUCCGUGGCUGCGUGAUUCCGCCCCAGAGGCGAGCGGCGAGGGGGCGGUUGGUUGCUUCGCGCGGCCGCGAAAGGUCGGAAUUCUCUUUCGCCCCGGCGCGGCGCGGGGAGCGUCUGCGGUGGUCCUCGGAGUCAGAGUUUUGGUUUGCCAUGGGGAGGAGCAUAACGCGAGUGGGGUGUCUCCGGUUGUGAGGCUGGCUCGUGGGAUGUUUUUUUUUUCCUCCGAGGACUGAAGCACUGAUGGAGACCCUUGAGUUAUAGUAGUUCUGGUUCUUCUCGUUCUUCUAGCCAUCCUAACAAUGCAACAUCUUAGGCUUAUAGCUUUUCUUUCCGCUUCUCUUUUGUUUCCACUUCUUCCCUGUACCAAAGGUGCUGACCUGAACUCCGACAAGCAAGCCCUCCUUGCAUUUGCUGCAUCUCUGCCACAUGGAAAAAAGAUCAACUGGACCCGCACAACCCAGGUCUGCACAUCUUGGGUUGGGGUUACAUGCACACCAGACGGGAAGCGUGUGCGUGAGCUGCGACUACCUGCAAUUGGACUCUUUGGUCCUAUCCCCUCAAACAUACUUGGCAAGCUUGAUGCUUUGCAGGUGUUGAGCCUGCGAUCCAAUCGUCUUACUGUUGGCCUCCCCCCUGAUGUAGCAUCCAUUCCUUCCCUGCACUCUCUUUACCUUCAGCGCAACAACUUGUCAGGAAUAAUACCUACUUCACUAUCUUCAAAUCUAGCGUUCCUCGACCUGUCGUACAACUCAUUUAAUGGAGAAAUCCCAUUGAAAGUGCAAAAUAUGACUCAACUUACUGGAUUGCUUCUCCAAAACAACUCUCUUUCUGGAUCCAUCCCUGAUCUUCAGCUCACCAAAUUGAGAUAUUUGGAUUUGAGCAACAAUAACUUUAGUGGGCCCAUACCGCCUUUCCUGCAGAAGUUCCCAGUCAAUUCUUUCUUGGGGAAUUCUUUUCUAUGCGGGUUUCCAUUGGAACCAUGUCCUGGAACCACACCUCCUUCUCCAGUAUCACCAUCUGACAAGAAUAACAAGAACGGCUUUUGGAAUCACACUACUAUCAUGAUCAUAAUAAUUGCUGGUGGAGGGGUAUUAUUGUUGAUUUUGAUUAUCAUACUCUUGAUAUGCAUCUUCAAAAGAAAGAGAGACACUGAGGCUGGCACGGCUUCAUCUUCAUCCAAAGGAAAGGGUGUUGCAGGUGGAAGAGCAGAAAAAUCCAAGCAAGAAUUUAGUAGUGGUGUUCAAGAAGCAGAGAGGAACAAAUUAGUUUUCUAUGAUGGCUGUUCAUAUAAUUUUGACUUAGAAGAUCUGUUGAGGGCUUCAGCUGAGGUCCUAGGAAAAGGAAGUUACGGGACUACCUACAAAGCUGUUCUUGAGGAUGGUACGACAGUGGUGGUCAAGAGACUGAAGGAAGUGGUGGCAGGAAAGAAAGACUUCGAACAGCAAAUGGAGAUAAUUGACAGGCUUGGCCAGGACCAGAGUGUUGUUCCAUUGCGUGCUUUCUAUUACUCCAAGGACGAGAAGCUCUUGGUUUAUGACUAUGUUCUAGCCGGCAGCCUUUCGGCUGCUUUGCAUGGGAAUAAAUCUGCUGGAAGAACACCACUGGACUGGGGGGCGAGAGUAAAGAUAUCGCUCGGUGCUGCGCGUGGGAUUGCUCAUCUUCAUGCUGAAGGAGGCAAGUUUAUCCAUGGCAACAUCAAGUCGAACAACAUCCUACUAUCGCAGGAACUCAGCGCUUGCGUCUCCGAGUUUGGCCUCGCGCAGCUCAUGGCCACCCCUCACAUUCCCCCACGGCUCGUCGGGUACCGUGCACCGGAGGUCCUCGAGACCAAAAAACCAACACAGAAAUCUGACGUCUACAGCUUCGGUGUUCUGCUUCUUGAGAUGCUAACAGGGAAAGCCCCUCUCAGAUCCCCCGGGCGCGACGACUCCAUCGAGCACCUCCCUAGGUGGGUACAGUCUGUGGUCCGGGAAGAAUGGACCUCGGAAGUCUUCGAUGUCGACCUGCUAAGGCAUCCGAACACCGAGGAUGAGAUGGUUCAGAUGCUCCAGGUUGCAAUGGCAUGCGUCGCUGUCGCUCCUGACCAGCGGCCUCGGAUGGAGGAGGUCGUCCGGAGGAUUGAGGAGAUCGGGAGCUCCUACUCCGGGACAGCAAGGACAUCUCCCGAAGAUAAGCCGAAGGAGGAAGCCAUCCAAAUGACUUGAGGCAAAAUAGGUCUGACAGAUGUGUCUCUCUACCUGCAAGUUGAGUUGAUAUAGUUCUGUGUUUACUGAAUCUCUGGUGAUUUCUGAUCAUUCUUUUAGUAAAUUUGUUUCACAUUCUUGGUUUCAUCUUGCUAGUCCUCUCGAUUGCCUCUCAUCUUAGCUCUGCUGAUCAUCAUAGGGUGUGUGUUUACUGUUGUUGUGCCAUGAUGUAAUUGUACCCGACUCUUUGAAGGUAUCAUUGAUUCACUGAAUGAGCAUUCUGGUUUAUCA